CCGGAUACCCAAUCGCAGACUUACGCGAACGCCAUGUUAACACGUGAAAAAGCCAAUAUGUUGCGAGAAUUUACAAUUAUCUUUACCUUAUGUGCCUUUUAAUGCCUGUUCGUGUCUAGGAGUGCUCGUAGAUAAGAAGAAAGGGGGAAAAAAGGUUAAUUCGCCAGCACAAUGGAGUCGACAGAGGUUAUCAACGGUGUUCAUAAAGAGGAUACACUUCUCGACAACAGACCUCCCUCAGUUGAAGAAAACAGCAACAUGAACAACAACGACGACAACAAGCCUUCACCCGAUCCGGAGCAGAGUGCCAAUGGAGGAGAAACUCAGCCGUUAUCCAAAAGACAGCAGAAGAAGCUUUUGAGAAGACAGAAGUGGAACGACACAAAAGUGGAGAGAAGAAAGAGGGAGCGGGAGAAGCUGAAAAAGAGAUUGGUGGAGAAGAGGGCGGCCGGAGAGCCCUGCGGCAACAUCAGGAAGAAGUUGAAGCAGAUGACCAUGGCGAGUAGUUCGUGUAAACAGCGGGUUGUUGUAGACAUGUCCUUUGAUGACCUCAUGAUUGAGAAGCAUUUGUCUCAGUGCGUUAAACAAGUUAGCCGUUGUUAUAGUGCCAACCGGAGAGUCAGUAGCCCUAUGCAACUCUAUGUUACAAGCUUUGAGGGGAAAUGUGCAGAGGUCAUGUCCAAACAGAAUGGCUACGAACACUGGGAUGUGUACUUUAAAAAGGAGAAUUAUAUGGAUCUUUUCCCCAAAGAAGACAUAAUAUACCUCACAAGUGAAUCAAGGAAUGUGAUUACGUCAGUGGAUGAAAACAAAGUGUAUGUCAUUGGAGGCUUGGUGGACCACAAUGUGCAUAAAGGGUUGUGUCUAAGAUUGGCUGAAGAGAAAGGUAUUGCUCACGGGAGGCUUCCAAUAGACGAAUUCAUUGAGAUGAAGACGAGAAAAGUCUUGACCAUCGAUCACGUGUUCCGCAUUAUACUAGGAGUCACGGAAGGGGGUUCGUGGAAGGAAUCUUUCCUGAAGACUAUCCCGGCAAGGAAGGGGGCAGUCGGCAAGGAUGAGGAAAAUGACUGUGAAGAUUCCGAAUUGGAAAAGGAUGCGACUAACAAUUCAGACGACAAGAGCGAAGACAACCCUUCAGAGAGCAGAGAGCCUGUAUGCGAAGGUGAUCCCGAGAAGAGCUGAUACUGAUUAGCUUAGGCUGUUUAUUGUUACUGGAAUUAUAUUUUAUGCUUCUUCUCUUUGUUGUUUUUAUUCUCUUUUUAAAUUAAAUUCACAUCAGGUUUAUAUGUAAACCUUGUAAUCACCUGGAAUUUAUGACUUAUCAGAUUGAUGAGAAUAUUAAAUGGGUGUUUGUGAGCUGUGACAAAAAUCCCAUGCGUUGGGUAUUUUUAUUAUAUGUAAUUUUAGCUCAAAGCAAAGUAAGAAGAAAAUUUGAAGAAAGUUUAUCACUUUUAGUCCAAGCACACAUAGGCCUAUAUGCCAUGAUAAAACUGUAUCAGAAAUCCAAUAAUUAUAUAAAGGAUUAAAGAAU
Molecule: messenger RNA, 1531 nt
Organism: Penaeus vannamei (Pacific white shrimp)
Lineage: Eukaryota; Metazoa; Arthropoda; Malacostraca; Decapoda; Penaeidae
Source: RefSeq, a predicted model, not a curated record